Molecule: messenger RNA, 1440 nt
Organism: Armigeres subalbatus
Lineage: Eukaryota; Metazoa; Arthropoda; Insecta; Diptera; Culicidae
Exons: 1
Coding region: 1-1440 (479 amino acids)
Source: RefSeq, a predicted model, not a curated record
AUGUUAGCCAUUUCGACUUUCGAAGAAGACAUCCAGUUCAACGUGCUGCCCAAACUCACGAUUUCCCUGCCGGCUGAGAGCAUCGACAUUAGCCAAUGGAACAUUCCGGAGCGUAUUGAAUUGGCGGAUCCUCAUUUCCAUGAAAACGGCGAGAUUGACAUGCUGAUUGGUGCUGAAUAUUUCCUGAAUUUGCUCAGAGAGGGGCGACUGAAGGCGUGUGAAGGUGGACCGACUCUACAGAAUACCGUUUUCGGUUGGAUCGUGGCCAGUCAAGUUCCUGAAUGCUCGCUUCCUAGUCCGCAAGCAGCAGUUUAUCUUUGUUCUCUAUCGGAGUUGAACGACCAGCUCACCAGGUUUUGGGAAUUAGAAACGUGCCAUACCAAGAAUACUCACUCAGUCGAAGAGAUGAUGUGCGAGAAGAUCUUCAAAACCACUACCACCAGAGAUGAAAGCGGACGCUUCGUAGUGACUCUGCCAAAGAAGAAUGACGUUAUCCAGCGAUUGGGAGACUCCAGGAGUACCGCAUUGAAACGGUUUCUAUGUUUGGAGCGACGGUUUGCGCUAAAUCAAGACCUAAAGGCAUUGUACUGCGACUUCAUCCACGAAUACCAAUCGAUGGGACACAUGAAAGAGGUUCAGGACAACCAGACUGCAGAAACAGUUUAUUACCUGCCACAUCACGCUGUUUUGAAGCCCGAGAGCACCACGACGAAGCUGCGGGUCGUGUUCGACGCUUCAUGUCAAAGCUCAACUGGAGUGUCGCUAAACGAAGGAUUGAUGGUGGGUCCAGUCGUCCAAGAAGACCUGUUCGCGAUCAGCAUCCGAUUCAGAUUCCAUCCCAUCGCGAUUGUUGCAGAUGUUGCCAAAAUGUACCGUAUGAUUAACGUGCAGCCAGAAGACCAGAACCUACAGCGCAUCUUCUGGAGAGAAUCUGCCAAUGAAGAACUUCGAGAGUUCCAGCUGACGACGGUGACAUACGGUACAGCAUCGGCGCCGUACUUGGCAACGCGAUGUUUGCAGCAACUAGCAAUUGAAGGUGAAGGUACGCAUCAGACAGCAGCAAAGAUUCUGAAAGAAGACUUCUACGUGGACGAUAUGAUUACCGGAGUUGAAGACGUUGAAGAAGGCGUGAAACUAGUCAACGAAAUGAUCAUGCUAACGAACACGGCGGGAUUCGUGCUCCGAAAAUGGAAUUCAAACUGUGAGGAGGUAUUGGCCAAUCUUCCAGCUGACCUGCGUGACGAGCGCCCAGUAUAUGAGUUAGACUCAUCCAGAGCCACCAUUAAAACUCUAGGCUUGGCCUGGGAUCCCCAUUGCGACUCGUUCCGCUUUUCUGUUCCCAAGUGGAAUUCGACCACCAGUAUUACGAAGCGCAUCGUGGCCUCUGAUGCUUCGAUGUUGCCCUCAUGGAAUAGUCGGUCCAGUGGUGGUUCAAGCUAA